Messenger RNA from Mycena citricolor, 2805 nucleotides. The record is from the annotation of a GenBank genome assembly. Lineage: Eukaryota; Fungi; Basidiomycota; Agaricomycetes; Agaricales; Mycenaceae.
AUGCGUCGUUCGGCCCGCCUUGCCAAAUCCGGGUCGGUUACACCUACUGUUGAUGGAUCUGGGACCACUCACUCGGGUGGUGAUGCUUCCACUACUGUCAGCACUGCUUCUGAGUCUUCCGACCCGGAUGGUUCCUUGGGCAGUGAUCCGGAUGAUCUUGCUGAGCUCGAAGACAACGAAAAUAAUUUGCUGGACCUGGCCGACUUUGCUGGUGUCCCUCUUGAUGAGCUAGAUAUCGAAACUCGCUAUGAACUUGCAGUUGCUGCAGUCCGGAACGGUGCUCGCCAGCGCCAGGCUGCUGCCCAAUAUGCUGUUGUACGUACUACGCUGCAGCGCCGCUUGUUGGGGAUUGGGAACUAUCGUGCUGGUCAUGCCACUCAGCAAGCACUGAGUCCGGCACAAGAGAAAAUACUGGUGGAGUGGAUCAAGAUCAAAGGGAAACAAGGUGUUCCGAUGUCUCUCCCAACUGUUGCCAACGCUGGCUCAGUCAUCAUUGAUCGUCCACUUGGGAAGACUUGGGCACAGCGUUUCAAGGCCCGUCACAGUGAUCAACUGAAAGUUGUGUGGACACAGAAGCUGGAAAGCUGCCGUGCUCGGCAGUUGAAUCCAAACACAGUCAAUCCAUACUUUGAUAUGCUUGAAGAGACUAUUCACACAUACAGUAUCAAGUGCAGCAACAUCUACAACAUGGAUGAGAAGGGGAUUCAACUUGGAGACAGUGGCCGCACAAAAGUUCUUGCAGAUAGAGAUCAGAAACAAGUUCGAAAAAUUUCAGACGGAGACCGAGAGUUGGUUACGGUCCUUGAGUCUGUGUGUGCAGAUGGAACAGCACUAGCACCGACUGUAAUAUUUAAAGGUGUUCGCCGGGAUCUGCGGUGGGGCGAGAACAACCCCUCAAACGCAAGUAUCUCUCUUUCCCCUCGUGGCUGGACCGAUCAAUACCUUGGAGCAAUAUGGAUGGAGAAAGAGUUUGAACCUCAGACAGCUCUCAAGCUUGAAGACCCCAGUGACUACCGAUUGCUUAUUUUGGAUGGUCACAAUAGCCACUGCACAUAUCGCUUUCUGAGUUUUGCAAAAGAUCACCGAAUUAUUGUCCUAUGCCUGCCUCCCCACACAACACACGCCCUUCAGCCUUGUGAUGUUGGCGUGUUCAAGCCACUUUCGACAUUUUGGAAAAAAGAAGUUGAGAAGGUUACUCAUGCCUAUGGCACUAUAAACAAAUAUAAUCUCCUUGCACACUACCACAAUGCUCGCACACAAGCAUUCAAGCCCACAACCAUCAUGAACUCUUUCCGCAAGACAGGUAUCUGGCCUGUUAAUCGUCAUGCAAUUGACGCCGACGAGUUUGAGACCGCGAAACACUACACCAAUCAGGCCACCCUUCCCACCAUCACACCCGCAGACGGAAACAUUUCUAACAAUGUGCAAUCCUCAGCUUCUGGCCCAACAGAAUCAUUUCCUAGUGUACAAAGUGGUCAACAAUCACGGGCCCCUACAUCCAACUUGACUGGCUUGUCCACGUCUCAGUCCCAGCAGACGAUUACCGAAUCUAACAUCUCCUUGGAAGCUGCCGCCAUUUCCGUUGCAGAGGUUGAUCCAUUGAUCCCUCCUUCCAUCUCAGCCCCCUCGACACCGUCUCAUAACAAGAGACCUCAUCCCACAGACGGAUUGAUUGCAGCCGCCUUUCGGCUCGUUGCACCUUCUCCGCGGAAGGGUCCACAGUCCAGAAAAGCACUACGUGCCGAGAACACCAAUCUUCGUGACGUUCUGGGUGGUGCUGAUGUCGAGAUCGAGAAACUCCAGACCCAGUUGAAGCUUGCUGCCAUCGAAAAUGCCGAAUUGCGCCAAGCCCUGUGUGCAAAGAAAUCAAAGGGAAAUCGAAAUCUGAUCGAUGGGAUGGCACGAAACCUUACUGCGUCAGAAAACAUGGAGGAACUGGGUGCCAGAGAGCAUCGUAUCAUCUACACAGCCCUGCACAAAGAUAUCGUGCCGCUCCUGGAAGAGAUCUCGAACUGGAUGAUAGCGAGAGGACGGGUAAUCGAUUCGGACACAGUGGGCUCGAAUGGCCCGGCCAGCGCUCUAGAACAGGAGUCAGACGGACACUGGUUGUACAAUGUAUUCCCGCCUGUUAGCCUCCUCAGCCGUGGCUAUGUGCCGAAACGAAGACGUGGACGGCCUGCUGGUCGUGGUACUGGCCGUGGGGUGCGUGGUCGUGGCGGAGGGAGUAGAGCUGACUCAGAUCGUGGAAGAGGAGAUGGUCGUGGUCGUGCGCGUGGUCGUGCGCGUGGUCGUGGCCAUGGUCGUGCGCGCGGUGGCAGUCGUGCACGUGCACAUGGUCGUGGUCGUGGUCGUGGUCUUGCGCGUGGUCAUGGUCAAGACCAGGUGGACUCAGACAGUGAGAUGAUAGACAUCGACCUCGAGUUUGGAGAUGAGGAAUCCGAAACAGAGCGUAGUGGCGACUCGAGUGGACCGGACACCACAUCAGGCACAGAAGAGCUUUCAUCGACCUCUACGGGCAGGGAUGCUGCUCAGAGCAGCGAGGAUGAAUCGAGCAUGGACGAAGGUGGUGAUCAGGUAGCGGAAGAGAUCGAGAUUGUUGCCAUCAACGGGCAUCGAUGGGUUUCGGGCGACCUUGAGUUCAUGGUCAUCUGGGCUGACGAUGAUGUGACCUGGGAACCGCUCGAAACUGUGAACGACUGCGAGAAAUUAGAGGAUUAUCUUGAUGCACGCGGGAAAACUGAUCCCCUUCAGCUUGGAAAGCGGCGAUAUGUUCUUGAUAAAGCUUUCCAGGCUUCAAAUCCCUAA